UAGUAGUUGAGUUAUGCAUGUGCUGUUGCCUUUGUCCAGAACCAUUUAUGACAUACGUCACGUGUUGUCACUCUUUUCAUGUCUUUUUUUACAUACUUAUAAAUAACGUUCUUUUGAAGUAGAUAUUUCUACAUCGCGUCAACUUUUUCUAAAUCUGUGUUGCAGUGUUUUUAAGGACUGAAUUUUAUAUCUCAAUUCCAAGGUGGACAUCUCAAGUGCAUUUUUUUGACGAACAUUCUCCACUCAUCUAUCAUCAAAAAUUGGUUGGUCAAAAACACGCUCGAGGUAUAUGUGGAUGAACUCGUUAAACAGCAAAUUUAAGAUUCCAGAGAAAUCGAAAAAAGCGCCGGAGGUUCAAGAAUGGCUCGAAAUGGAGAAAUUCAGAUUUGGAGGAUUAAUAUAAGGAACACAAGACAGAUCCAUCUCAUAUCGACGGAUUCUUUUUUCAGGUCAUCUGUAAUUAAUAAAAUACAAGGAUGAUGCGAAACUCAUCUGUUUUACUGAUGAUAUUGAUUGCAUAUUCAGCAUAUUCUUCUGGAGUUAUGAUGUCUUAUGAAAAUAAUACUGUUCUCAAUUACACUCCAAAAGAAAACAUCUCUAUUACCUGUACUAGUACAGGUGAGGACACAGUCACAUGGAUACGUGAUGAUAUAGUGAAAGGUAAGGGUAAUUACACCAUAAAUGCACAGACUCCAUACAGAAAACUCCUUGAAAUAAGAAACGCUACAGUUUUUCAUUCUGGGAGGUACUACUGCGUUUCAACAAACGACGGCGAUAAUUACAUGUGGAUUUAUCUCUUACCUGAGUAUCCUGCUUUUAAAAAUGACAUACCGGGCAAAGUUUACGUAACUUCACUUUCACACCCAGAGGAAGGUCGUUGGAUGAAUGAAUACGGUGAUUAUGAAUAAACAACUUCAACGAAUCAAAAACAAUGACAUCAUUGCAUUUAAUAUACCUUGGUAGGUCUAAUGAUAAGAAUUUGAGUGUAAGGUGUAUCAUCAUUUGUAUCAAUUUACUUGACUAAUAAAACUAAGUAUAAAGAA
Messenger RNA from Planococcus citri (citrus mealybug), 1043 nucleotides. RefSeq lists its product as uncharacterized. Bases 477 to 908 code for a protein of 143 amino acids. The record is from RefSeq and is a predicted model, not a curated record. The transcript is spliced from 7 exons. NCBI's taxonomy places the organism in Eukaryota, Metazoa, Arthropoda, Insecta, Hemiptera, Pseudococcidae.